ACGUUUUUCACUUUUUCCUCUCCGCUGCUUUGCUCCCUUCCGCGUUGGCAGGACGGCCGACGACAUAACAGGGGAAGAGAGAGAGACUGAGAGUUAGAGCGAGAGAUGCAUUACUGGGUUCGGGCGUCGUCUCCGGAAGUCCGCGGAACACUUCCUCAACCUCGAAGUGGUCACACUGCCGUCAAUGUCGGCAAAUCGAAGGUCGUCGUUUUCGGUGGCUUCGUCGACAAAAGAUUUCUCAGCGACAUGGCUGUUUUCGACACUGAGAACAGGUUGUGGUUUCAGCCAGAGUGCACUGGGAAUGGCUACGAUGGUCAAGUGGGGCCUAACCCACGAGCAUUUCAUGUUUCUGUUGCAAUUGAUUGUCAUAUGUUCAUCUUUGGUGGCCGCUCUGGUGGCAAAAGGUUGGGUGACUUUUGGGUCUUGGAUACUGAUAUAUGGCAGUGGACAGAGCUGACCAGUUUUGGUGAUUUACCUUCACCAAGGGAUUUUGCAGCUGCUUCAGCUAUAGGAAACCGGAAAAUUGUUAUGUUUGGUGGCUGGGAUGGUAAAAAGUGGUUGUCAGAUGUUUAUGUCUUGGACACAAUAUCACUGGAGUGGACAGAGCUAUCAAUUUCUGGAUCAUUGCCACCACCUCGAUGUGGGCAUACAGCCACUAUGCUGGAGAAACGGUUGCUUGUCUAUGGUGGCAGAGGUGGAGGUGGGCCAGUUAUGGGUGAUUUAUGGGCUCUGAAGGGUCUUAUUGAAGAAGAGAAUGAAACGCCUGGUUGGACCCAAUUGAAGCUUCCAGGUCAAGCUCCUUCUCCUCGGUGCGGCCACACUGUUACACCUGGGGGUCACCAUCUGUUAUUAUUUGGAGGACAUGGGACUGGUGGGUGGUUGAGUCGUUAUGAUAUUUAUCACAAUGACUGCAUUGUCCUAGAUAGAGUUUCCGCGCAGUGGAAGCGCCUAACGACGAGCAAUGAACCUCCUCCUGCUCGUGCAUACCAUUCUAUGACUUGUAUUGGCUCACGAUUUCUAUUAUUUGGUGGCUUUGAUGGGAAAACCACAUAUGGUGAUAUGUGGUGGUUAGUUCCAGAAGAGGAUCCUAUUGCACAACAUUCGACUGCAACCCCACCAGAACAUCUUCCUGACAACAAAGACAUAGUGGCAGCAAAUAAUACCAUCCGAUCUGCAUUUAAGGAAAGCCAGGAGGAAGAAUCUGCUGUGUCAGAACUACAAAAAAGAUUAGAAAUAUCAAUUACGCUUUCUAGUCCUGAGCUUCAAAUUUUAGACGAGUCAGAAGAUAGAGAAUUUCUUGAACUAGCUUCAAGACUAAUUGGACGAGUAUCUAGUGAUGAACAGAUUCCACACAUUCAGGCAGCUCAGGUGCUUCGCAAUUACUGGAGGAAGUCUACACCUAGCUCAAUAUUUCUGAGAGAGCUUGGCCCUUUGCUUCGUGAUUACCACCGCCUGAUUACACGUUGCCAUCUAAUGGAGGGUGUAGAUUUACAGUCUACAGAGUCAGAAAUUUCUGGAAAAGAAGUGUAUCGGUUUUAUCAUAUUAAGAAUGUUUCUCAGCUGCGCAUGGAUGAUAUUCCCAAGCUACUGGCCGAGUACAAACAGCUUUUAUCGGACUAGGAACAGUGUCAGACCCUUUCUUAUGGGGAAAGUGAAGAACAAGUGGUGGUUUGAAUACUGUCUUCAUACCGUUGUUAUUUUAGCUCCACCAAUGAAUAUUCAUGUCUGAAAUCUUAAAAAAAAUGCCUAAGUCAGUACUACCAUAAAAUAUGCUUUGAGGUCUUAGAUUUUGUAGAAUCUAGAUGCUGGGUUUUACCAUAGGUAGCAACUCUUUUUUAUUCUGUUAUUUAUAAUCCACGUAAUGGAAAUUUAUUACACAUUAGCCA
Messenger RNA from Malania oleifera, 1886 nucleotides. Its product is annotated as protein GLUTELIN PRECURSOR ACCUMULATION 3. The record is from RefSeq and is a predicted model, not a curated record. Lineage: Eukaryota; Viridiplantae; Streptophyta; Magnoliopsida; Santalales; Ximeniaceae. Gene Ontology annotation, molecular function: protein binding. The transcript is spliced from 16 exons. Bases 106 to 1620 code for a protein of 504 amino acids.